GAGCAAACACUUUACAGAUUUUUUCAAAGUUCAAAAAAAGGGCGUCCACAAACCCCUCCCAGACAUACAUACGUACUUACACUCAGAAAAUAUUUGUUCAUAAUAUAGAAGCAAAUACAAUAGCAUAGAAACAAAAACCUACAGAGCCCCCUGUACAAAAAUUGUGGUCGACGUCCAAUUCUUGCAUUCUCUCUCUCUGUCUCUCUCUCUCUCUCUCUCUCUCUCUCCAUUUGUGUAACUUGAAUUUAUAAAAUAUAUAGAGAAGCAGAACCACAACAACGCAUUUUGCACUUACAGAACCUCCUUCCAAUUGCCUUACAGGAUAACAGCUUUUCAAUUCCUGUCCAGGAUAUAUAUAUUGUUUACAUAGGAAGUAAGCUGUGGUUGUUGCACCAAUCCCACUACACAAAAGUUUUCAUAUUACUCCAAAAUCUAUACAUAGAGAGGGUGGAAUCUAUACAACCUUUGUGUAUAUAUAUAUAUAGAGGGGCUUAAUUGGCUGGGAUGCUUGCUGUCUCGCCAUUGAGGAACACCAAGAAUGAAGCUGAAGGCGAAAUGGAGGGUUUCUCAAUGGGAGAGAAUGAGUUUCCGGAGUUCUCCGCCGGGAAUUUGCUUGACAGCAUUGAUUUCGAUGACCUUUUCGUGGGAAUCAGCGACGGAGACGUGUUGCCCGAUUUGGAGAUGGACCCGGAAAUUCUUGCUGAAUUCUCAGUUGGUGCAGGCGAGGGAUCGGAGGUGAACGUCCCAUCAGUAGUUUCAGCUGAGAAAUCGGAGGAGGAAAAAUACAGCUCAAGAAAACAAGAAACAGUUGCAGCCAGCUCGGGUUCGGGUUCGGGUUCUGUUUCGGACCUCGGGUCCGGAUAUUCAUCAAGCCCGAUUCAGGGAGAGGAGACUGUGAGUAAAAGGGAUGAAGCUGUAGGGGUUAACCCAUCUCCCAAAGAAGCUGAUAAAGGAAGAAAAUCAUCGGCCCACUCGAAAAACCCUCCGGGGAAGAGGAAAGUGAAGGUGGAUUGGACGCCAGAACUUCACAGGCGAUUCGUGCAAGCAGUGGAGCAACUGGGCGUGGAUAAGGCAGUGCCUUCAAGAAUUCUUGAGCUCAUGGGAAUUGAGUGUCUCACUCGCCAUAACAUUGCCAGCCAUCUUCAAAAAUAUCGGUCACAUCGGAAACACUUGCUAGCCCGGGAAGCGGAGGCGGCGAGCUGGAGCCAGAGGCGGCAGAUGUACGGCGGAGGUGGGGCGGGGCCAGGGAAGAGAGAUAAUGUGAGCCCUUGGAUUGCACCCAGCAUCGGGUUUCCGCCCGUGACACCAAUGCCUCACUUUAGACCCUUGCAUGUAUGGGGUCAUCCACCCGUCGACCAAUCGCUGAUGCACAUGUGGCCGAAACAUCUAACCCCCUCACCGCCGCCGCCACCACCACCACACGCUUGGCCUCCAGCUCAGCCCCCUCAUCCUCCUCCGCCGCCACCUCCAGCUGACCCUUCUUUUUGGAUUCCCCACCACCAACAUGUUCCAUCACCGGGAACGCCUUGCUUUCCUCCACAACUGCAGCCUACGAGGUUUCCCACUCCAGCAGUCCCCGGCAUACCACCUCCGGCAGCCAUGUACAAAGUAGAGCGGCCCGGCCUUGGCGUGCCGACUGUACCUCCCGGCCAAUCACUGCCUCAACCCCCAUCAGAUGUUCACCCGUCAAAGGAGAGCGUGGAUGCAGCCAUCGGAGAUGUUCUAUUGAAGCCAUGGCUGCCGCUGCCACUUGGGCUAAAGCCCCCGUCUGUUGACAGUGUGAUGGUGGAACUACAACGUCAAGGGAUAUCAAAAGUACCACCAACUUGUGCUUAACUAAACUCAACUCGACGACAUUUCCAGCACUCAGAUGAUUGAAAUCGUCUAAUGUGCAUGUUCUUUUUCAAAUUAUUCCCAGCUCUUCUCUCUCUCUCCCCCCCUCUAUGUGUGCUGUUCUUAUUUCCUUUUUUACAAAGAACGAUGGAUGUGUAUCAUGAAGGUCUGGACAUUAUUUUUUGUAAUGUUAAUUACCAUAAAUAUAGAGUAAUUAGCGGCAGAAGAACUUCGCCUUGCGUUCUAAACUUAAUUUAUUUUCUCUAAUAACUCAUUUUUGUUGUUUUCAA
Messenger RNA from Sesamum indicum (sesame), 2123 nucleotides. RefSeq names its product putative transcription factor GLK1. The record is from RefSeq and is a predicted model, not a curated record. Gene Ontology annotation, molecular function: transcription cis-regulatory region binding; DNA-binding transcription factor activity. Gene Ontology annotation, cellular component: nucleus. Lineage: Eukaryota; Viridiplantae; Streptophyta; Magnoliopsida; Lamiales; Pedaliaceae. Gene Ontology annotation, biological process: positive regulation of DNA-templated transcription.